CCCCCCUCUCUUAAAUUUCUCGACAGAAUGACUGAUCAAAAAAACUACAUCCUGUGGUGUACAUAAAAUCGUACCACAAUUAUGUUUCGGAAAUAUCAUCAUAUGACCACUCUAGCUUUCUCAUUACCUGACAAAAUCAAUGAUUAAGAUUACCAAUGCGGAUGGAUCUUUCAUUGCUUACUCAUUGUGGGCACCCUUUUCUUCUUCACUCUAGCUCCUCUCUUUUUCCCUUAUUAAUUUCUUUCUCCCCCUAACCACAUUAUAUGAUUGUUUAUCUUCUUACUAUCUCAUUUGAGAGCUAGCUGUUAUAUCCAUUUCUUGCAUGCUUCUUCUUCUUCUUCCUUUUUUCUUUCAUCUCUAGGAAAAUGUGGAGCAAUGGAGAUCAUCAUCAUCAUCAUCAUUAUCAGCGUGAAGAUAUUAUCAGUUGGUUUGAUGAAAUUGCAGAGAAGGCAGAUGAAGUUCAGACUCAAACGCUUGCCCAAAUUCUUCAACUCAACUAUGGAGUUGAGUAUCUUAGGAAAUGGUUUGGAGACAACAUCAAUGAUGCUCAAAGCAUGGAUGCAAAUGCAUUGGAAUCCCUUUAUACAUCUUUGGUUCCUCUUGCUUCCCAUGCUGACUUAGACCCUUAUAUUCAAAGAAUUGCUGAUGGAGAUAAAGCUCCUUUACUCACUCAACAACCAAUCACUACUCUCUCUUUAAGCUCUGGAACGACUGAGGGAAGACAGAAGUACGUGCCUUUUACAAGCCACAGUGCCAAGACAACUUUACAAAUAUUCAAGUUGGCAGCUGCUUAUAGAUCAAGGAUAUAUCCUAUAAGGGAGAAAGGAAGAACUCUAGAGUUGAUUUACAGCAGUAAACAGUUCAAAACAAAGGGAGGAAUCACAGCAGGCACAGCAACAACACAUUACUAUGCAAGUGAAGAGUUCAAGAUGAAACAAGAACAAACCAAGUCAUUCACAUGCAGCCCUCAAGAAGUGAUUUCAAGUGGAGAUUACAUGCAAUCCACAUAUUGCCAUCUCCUUUUAGGCCUUUAUUUCUCCGAUGAGGUCGAAUUCAUAACCUCGACUUUCGCUUACAGCAUGGUGCAAGCAUUCAAGUCAUUUGAGGAGGUUUGGAGGGAAAUAUGUAAUGACUUAAGAGAAGGCAGUCUGAGCUCAAGAAUAACCAUAACAAAGGUUAGAAAUGCUGUCUUGGGCAUCAUUAAUUCGCCGAAAAGGCCUCAUCUUGCGUCAAAGAUUCAGUCUUUGAGUGAAGAUUUGGAGGAGAAAGAUUGGUUUUGCAUGAUCCCUAAGCUUUGGCCUAAUGCAAAGUAUCUUUAUUCCAUAAUGACUGGUUCAAUGCUACCAUAUUUGAAGAAACUGAGGCAUUAUGCUGGGGAUUUGCCACUGAUAAGUGCAGAUUAUGGGGCUUCAGAAAGCUGGAUUGGAGUCAACUUGGAUCCUUCUUCUCCUCCAGAAAAAGUUACAUUUGCAGUAGUACCAAACUUUUCAUAUUUUGAGUUCAUACCACUUCAUAGACAAAGGGUGGAUCCAGAUAUGAACAACAAUAAUAAUGAUGAUGACUUCAUAGAAGAUAAGCCUGUACCACUUUCUCAGGUCAAGGUGGGACAAGAAUAUGAGAUCGUCUUAACUACUUUCACAGAUCCUGAAAUUGGUGAUUGCCAUUUGAAUCAUGAAAACUUUUCUUGAAAAGGCUUUACAGGUAUAGGUUAGGAGAUGUGGUAGAAGUGGCUGGUUUUCAUGGGAAGAUCCCAAAACUAAACUUUGUAUGCAGGAGAAAACUAAUAUUAACAGUGAACAUUGACAAGAACACAGAAAAGGACCUCCAAAUAGUGGUGGAAAAGGGUUACCAAAUACUGAACAAAUCCAACAAAGCAGCUGAGAUAGUGGAUUUCACAAGCCAUGCAAACCUAGCCAAACAACCAGGCCAUUAUGUCAUCUAUUGGGAGCUUGAUCAUGGAGAAGAAGUGGAAGAAGAUGUACUAAAAGAAUGUUGCAAGGAAAUGGAUGCAUCUUUUGUUGAUCAUGGAUAUGUGGUGUCGAGAAAAACAAAUUCAAUUGGCCCUUUGGAAUUGUGCGUUGUUGAAAAGGGCACCUUCAAGAAGAUUUUGGAGCAUUUUAUAGGAAAUGGAGCAGCUUUGAGCCAAUUCAAGACUCCCAGGUGCACUACAAAUCAAGUGUUACUCAGGAUUCUGGAUGCCUGCACUGUCAAAAGGGUUUUCAGCACUGCAUAUGGAUCGUCAUAAUUGCUCAUGAAUUCUGAUCAGUUUUAUUGUUACUAUAUUAAUUACUAUUUGGGUAGCUGAAUAGGCAAGUGGUGGUGUCACAAAUUUAUUGAUGUGUUCGAUUAGUACUGAAGAGAAAUUGUAUUGCUUAGUGUUUCAAUAAGAAAUUCCCAUGCAUUACUGAAUUUCUGCAGCACACCUACUUAUACGUACACAUCUUCUUUUUAAUUUCUUAGUGCUUCAAUAUAA
This is a messenger RNA of Oldenlandia corymbosa var. corymbosa, 2473 nucleotides long. The record is from the annotation of a GenBank genome assembly. NCBI's taxonomy places the organism in Eukaryota, Viridiplantae, Streptophyta, Magnoliopsida, Gentianales, Rubiaceae.